Verruconis gallopava is the source of this 1443-nucleotide messenger RNA. RefSeq lists its product as uncharacterized. The record is from RefSeq and is a predicted model, not a curated record. Bases 1 to 1443 code for a protein of 480 amino acids. Lineage: Eukaryota; Fungi; Ascomycota; Dothideomycetes; Venturiales; Sympoventuriaceae. Gene Ontology annotation, molecular function: FAD binding. The transcript is spliced from 2 exons.
AUGGAAAUCAGCAACAUUGCACUGGAGCUUGGACCUUCAUGUCGGGUUUAUACUCCUCAUGAUGGAGACGUCUUUGAUCGUCUUAUAUCACGAUGGUCAUCAAUGAACAUAUCUCUUCCACAUGCCAUCGCCACGCCUGCAAUUGCAGAAGAUAUCACCAAAGUCAUCAAGUAUGCCGCCAAACAUAAUCUCAAGGUCGUGCCGGUCGCUGGGGCUCACGGAUCCUUUCUUCCUAUUUCAUCAAGAACUAUAUAUCUUUCCAUGUCAGAGUUCAAGGACGUCCAUCUCGACGAAGAGCGAGGAGAGGUGACCGUAUCUGGAGGCUGUGUGGCCGGCGACGUGCUAAAGUCGCUUUCAGCUCAGGGCUGGUACACCUGCUUUCCGAAUUCAAACGCUGUUGGCAUGAUCGGCUCCUUGAUCGGUGGCCUAAAUCAUCCACUAGUCGGGCUUCACGGACUGGGUGUGGACUGCAUCAAGUCGAUCGACAUCGUUCCCUUCAGCAUGGACGACGGAUCCGAGCUUAGGGAGAUUUCACUUUCUGAAAGCUCGACGGAGAGCUCUCGUGCACGGCUUUUCAACACUCUCUGCGGUGCGGGACAUGGCUUGGGUGUUAUCACGAGUAUGAAGCUGAAGGCAUGGAAAAUUCGUGAUCUAAAUCUAACAGACGGUCAAAUAUGGUCACGCACUAUUAUGUUCCCUCUUGAUGCUGUUGCACUCGCCGCUCAGACUUAUCUGUCUCUUCAACCACCACCUCCUCAAUUGAGCAUGGCACUAUUUUUCGUGCGCGCGCCGCCAACAGCGCCGCAGCCUCGCAUACCAAUUCUCCUACUUUCGCUCAUUUACUUUGGACCAUCGAAAGACGCUGAAGAGAUUUGUAGACAUACCUUAAACGAGGAAGUCAUGAAACGCUCGAUCAAUAUUGUUGAAGUGCCGAAGGAGUUUGCAACAUUCAAUAGCGCAAGUGAAGCUCUGAACAAACAUGGUGAUGUCAAAGAGUUCUACAGUGCAAUACUCGAAGAGGUAGAUGAAGCAGGUAUCAAACAAGCAUAUGAGAAAUGGCGCUGUUUCACAGAUGACAACCUCGCAAGUCGCGCGAACAGCAUUGCCUUUGUCACAAGUAUAUCUCAGAAGGGGCUCUCCUCAGCCGGUGAUUUUCAUUUUGGUCGAGGCCGAAGCCACUUCGUGCAAGCGUUGGCAUGGUACAAAGACCCGGACGAGAAAAGCGAAGCAGACGAGUUUGGGAUCAGAGUGAUCGAGGCCAUGAGGGCGAAGGACAGAGCUGAAGGCAGAUCGAGCUGGGGUUAUGUGAACAACGCACGAGCUGGUCAGGACAUGCGCGACAUAUAUAAUGAUGAACAGAUUCGCGAAAUUAGACGCGUCAAAGAGAUAUGGGAUCGAAGUAAUGUCGGAUGGAGUCCGGUGGUCGACGGCUGGGAAUACUGA